AUGGCAAUUCUUGCAGGGGCAGUACAGCCCCCCCUCCUCACCCUCCUGUCCUCCACCUCGUCCCCGCCCCUUUCCCCGCUCUUCUUCCAAGCCAUCGACCCUUCUGAGCCCAGCUCCCUGAUCUCGAUAGUGGAUGACAGCGAGGAUGCCGAGGACUGUCCUCGAGAUUCCACCCAGACCAUAGUACCCAAGAACAGACCACGAGGCUCAAUAUCACAUCCUGUGAUCCAUAUUCAGUCGCCCGACCCUCGAACAACCUAUAUCCAGGCAGGCUGCUUUCUUGAAUCAUCUAGAGCUUCUCAUGAGCAUGACGACAGGUAUCGGCCUCUGGGGGUGGAACUGCCCUGGGUAGGCUUUCAGAUAAAGCGGCUGGGACAACGAGAUCUGAGCUUGGAAGUGGGUGUCGUCGAUGCAAAAGGCCGGGAAGGCAUCAUCCGGCUAUCGAGCUUCAAAACGGAGCCGUCGAUACACCCCUGUCAUACGCCGCCCCUCAUCCACCUCCCUCUCAACUUUCCUCCCUCCGAGUCUCUCGUAACACCGUGGCUACAUAUCCCCCUCAACUUGGUAUCUUUGUUACCACUGUUUCAGUCCCUUCCUCGAGACUCUACAGAUAAUGACGGUGGACAAGGAGGAGCGAAAAAGAAGAGGAGAGCGGAAAGCGAGCUUCCGAGCGGUAGCUUCAAAAGCGUCAGCUUUGUGAAAGUGUAUGCUAAUUGCAGAGUAAGACGUAUAUGGUUUUCGGCCGAGGGCGAGAAGACGCUGGCAAGCAUGGGCAAAGGGGUCGAGGACGAGUGGGCGUUGUAUGCGGCAGACUCGGCAGCGUCAUUAUAG
Messenger RNA from Cryptococcus wingfieldii CBS 7118, 831 nucleotides. RefSeq lists its product as hypothetical. Gene Ontology annotation, cellular component: motile cilium; ciliary basal body. Gene Ontology annotation, biological process: regulation of cilium beat frequency involved in ciliary motility; cilium assembly; positive regulation of cell motility. Bases 1 to 831 code for a protein of 276 amino acids. The transcript has 4 exons. Lineage: Eukaryota; Fungi; Basidiomycota; Tremellomycetes; Tremellales; Cryptococcaceae. The record is from RefSeq and is a predicted model, not a curated record.